GUUCUAUUACUAAUUCAUUUGGUAGUAUCAGAUAAAACUAACAUUCUUUUUAUCCAUUUUAUGUAUUUAGUUUCUUUAGUGGUUCAUUUCAAAUUAAUUAUACAAUAUGUCUAAAAUAAAGGCUGGACCUGUUGUUGACAUCCUUGGUGAUGAAAUGACCAGAAUAAUCUGGGAUCUUAUCAAAGAAAAGCUGAUUCUUCCUUUCUUGGACAUUGAAUUACAUGUCUACGACUUGGGUAUGGAAAAUCGUGAUAAGACUGAUGAUCAAGUUACAAUUGAUUGUGCUGAGGCCAUAAAGAAAUACAAUGUGGGCAUCAAAUGUGCGACCAUAACUCCUGAUGAGAAGAGAGUUGAAGAAUUUAAACUGAAGAAAAUGUGGAAAAGCCCUAAUGGGACCAUCCGUAAUAUUCUUGGUGGUACUGUUUUCAGGGAGGCUAUUAUUUGCAAGAAUAUACCGAGACUUGUAACAGGGUGGGACAAACCCAUCAUCAUUGGACGUCAUGCUCAUGCUGAUCAAUACAAAGCAACUGACUUUGUUGUCCCAGGUGCUGGUACUCUUGAAAUAAUCUUCAAACCUGAAUCUGGUGAGGCAAUAAAACAUGUAGUUCAUGAGUACAAGGGUGCAGGUGUAGCACUGGCUAUGUUUAACACUGAUGCAUCUAUUAUUGACUUUGCUCAUUCUUCAUUCAAGUUUGCUUUGGACAGAAAAUACCCUCUGUACUUAAGCACUAAGAAUACAAUUCUCAAGAAAUACGAUGGUCGUUUCAAAGACAUCUUUCAAGAUAUUUAUGACAGGGAGUACAAGAAACAGUUUGAGGAUGCUGGUAUCUGGUAUGAACACAGGCUAAUUGAUGAUAUGGUGGCUUAUGCUAUGAAAUCAGAGGGUGGAUUUGUCUGGGCCUGCAAAAAUUAUGAUGGAGACGUACAAUCUGAUAGUGUUGCUCAGGGCUAUGGGUCACUGGGCCUCAUGACAUCUGUUCUCAUUUGUCCUGAUGGCAAAACAGUUGAGGCUGAAGCUGCCCAUGGCACUGUUACACGUCAUUUCAGAUUCUAUCAGCAAGGAAAAGAGACAUCCACCAAUCCAAUUGCUUCAAUUUUUGCUUGGACUAGAGGUUUGUUGCAUCGUGCUAAAUUAGACAACAAUGAUGCCUUAAAGAACUUUGCUGAGACUCUGGAGAAGGUCUGCAUUGAAACUAUUGAAUCUGGAAUUAUGACUAAAGACCUUGCCAUUUGCAUCAAAGGUAUGAACAAUGUCAAAAGAUCAGACUACUAUGAAACAUUCGAAUUCAUGGAUAAACUAGCCGAAAACCUGAAGGUUGCUCUAGGACAAUGACUAGUUACAGAAAGGAAACGGUCUAAUCUUUAAUAUUUGUUAUAUCAACUUACAAUAUUUUAUUGUAAUGGAAUAAGGGUACCUAAUUUUUUUGGCAUGAAAACUAAUAGCAUUUUUUUUUUUUUUUUCGAUUAUUUAUUUCCUAUAAAUAUAUUAUUUUUCAAAAUAAAA
Messenger RNA from Bombyx mori (domestic silkworm), 1504 nucleotides. It is a transcript of the gene Idh, whose product is annotated as isocitrate dehydrogenase. Lineage: Eukaryota; Metazoa; Arthropoda; Insecta; Lepidoptera; Bombycidae. Gene Ontology annotation, biological process: NADP+ metabolic process; isocitrate metabolic process. The record is from RefSeq and is marked provisional. Gene Ontology annotation, molecular function: magnesium ion binding; NAD binding; isocitrate dehydrogenase (NADP+) activity. Gene Ontology annotation, cellular component: mitochondrion; peroxisome; cytosol.